AUGGGGAUGCAACAAAAGGUUCACCAACAACCUUCCCAUCUAGACAAAGGGCCUGCCAAGCAUCAAGAAGCCCAACCGAUUCCACAGCAGCAGCCGGUACCUGUAGCAGUCCCGGUGGUGAAGGAAACUCCUGCUCCGCCUCCACCGGAACCGGAGAAGCCGAAAGUCAACUGCCCGCUGUGCAAAACGGAGCUGAACAUCGGCAGCUCGGACCCACCCAACUACAACUCUUGCACCCAGUGUCACAGCCAAGUCUGCAACCUGUGCGGAUUCAACCCCACACCACACCUGGUUGAGCUGCCGCCACCCUCAGCCCUGGUAGAAUACACUGUUGGCUCAGACUCUUUGGCAGAAUCUCUGUACGAACGAUCAAUAUCAUCCACCCAGACAAACUGA
Knipowitschia caucasica is the source of this 396-nucleotide messenger RNA. The record is from the annotation of a GenBank genome assembly. Lineage: Eukaryota; Metazoa; Chordata; Actinopteri; Gobiiformes; Gobiidae.